This is a messenger RNA of Xenopus laevis (African clawed frog), 5164 nucleotides long. It is a transcript of the gene alpk2.L, whose product is annotated as alpha kinase 2 L homeolog. Gene Ontology annotation, molecular function: ATP binding; protein serine/threonine kinase activity. The transcript is spliced from 11 exons. Bases 326 to 4036 code for a protein of 1236 amino acids. The record is from RefSeq and is a predicted model, not a curated record. NCBI's taxonomy places the organism in Eukaryota, Metazoa, Chordata, Amphibia, Anura, Pipidae.
GUGAAAGUCGCAGCUGCAGCGUGUGCACCGACAUGGGCAUGUGGGCCUCAGACAUGGACAGAAGCGAAGCUGCCGUGUAGCAUUUGCUGAUCUUUUCAGGGAGCCUUAUUUAUCACUUCAGGAAUGGGAUCCUUUAUCCGGAAACCCAGGUCCCGAGCAUUCUGGAUAACAGGAAUGAACCAAAGAACCAGCACCAUGAAGGCAACCCCUAAUAGUUUGAUGAUCACAAACCCAAUACUGGAAUGUUCCGAGUCCGUACCUUUGACAAGUACAUAACACAAGCCAAAACAGAAUUUUAUUGCUUAUUGCUUUAAGACUUUGAACAAUGGAGGAGUUUCCAAACACAGAGGGACCCGAAUAUGACCAAACCCUAAAUAUUGACUCAUUUAUUGAGUACUUAAUGGCCAUCCAAGGUGAUGAGAACUCACAAAAUGAAAACGGGAUAGAGAACAGCGAAAACAGUUUGAUUUUGGAUGCUGAAACUGAUACAACCCAACAUUCCGAGGUGGAGUCAGACCCAACAAACACUACAAAAACGGAGGUUAUCGGAAACGAGGAAAACAAUGAAUUUGGUGAUAAAUUGUUCACAUGCCACACACACAAUAUGGAUCGUGUGUAUUGUACGUGGCUUGGCACUAAUUACUGGUACAUGUAUGCAAAACCAUACUGGGACACUCAGCUGCCUUCAGAAGAGGAACUUUUUGAUGAUCGUCUCAACUAUUUGGAAUGUUCUGAUGUCAUGACCGAUUAUACCAAUGGAAUGUGGGAACAGGCUCUGUUAGACUCUGACCCCAGAUCUUUACUGGAAAGUGACCAGUGUGAUGAGACAAAGCAAAGCCUGGAUUACCUAAAUGGGUGUGAUCUUGCUCCUAGUGGUGUGACUGCUUUGAAUAAAGUGUCGGAUAACAGUGGAGAUGAGGAGGGCACCUUUACUGGUCUCUGUGUCAGUCCCCCACAGCCAACAGAAGAAGCUGUCAGAGAAGAACUCUCCAGGGAUUGCCUGGAAGUUCUACAGCCAGACAUGGUUAUAACUGUGGGGCAUCAACAAGAUGAAACCUCCAGUGUGAGAAGCAAAGAGAGAUGUAAACUGCCUUUCUCUGCAGCCGCCAUUCAGAAUGACCAGGCUGGCAUUGAGGAGGAGAACAAAGAGAACAGCCUUGUUGGAGAACUGUCUACUCAUGGCAAACAAUUCCUUGGUAAUACUCUAGUGGAAUGCCUCUCGGGAAACAGUAUAGAAACCUCGGUGAAUAUUAAAUGCAUGAACCCACAGACAGAUGAACAGAUGGAGACUUUUCUUAUACAGACUUCCCCAGUCACGGAGACAGAAAGUGAGAAGCAGUUGCUGGAAGAGAGAAUGGUCAUGCCUCUUGGAGACAAUGGUCCCUCAAAGUCCACAGAGGUGGAAUCUAGCCAACAGUUCUCCGGUAUAAGUUUAACUGACAUAAAUAGAACUCUUCUAUCCCAGAACAAAGAGAAAAAUAAAGGACAAGUCUACAAGAAACCAGCAGAGGCGGUUUCCAAAAUUCUGGAGCAACAGGUGGCCAGCAAGUGCCACUGUAACAUGGAAUGUCCAGCAGGAAGGAACUCCAAAGAAAACACGUCACUUAUAUUUACAAAUGGCAAUAAACUCUACAGUCUUCAGUCUGAAAUCAGCAGUCAGUCAAGCCAGGAACACAAAUCCCCCACAGAGGUUUCUGGAUGUGAUGCCAAUGGGCUCCCCAAGGUACACAAUGACUGUCCUUUUCACAAACCUAACAUUAUGCCAAAAGACAUUUCUUCAGCUUUAUUGGAGGAAAAUAUACAUUAUACCCAGCCAUUUGAUAAUAAGGACAUUUUGGGAGAAAGUGUGUUUCCUGCACAGUUUUCUACUACAGCGGACAAGCCAAUGGGCAACAUGGAAAAAGGAACCCAACUUAUUGAAUCUGUAAGUGUUAAAGGCACAUUGGACGCAGGGAUCGACAAAAAUACUGAUCAAGGCAGUAAUCCUUCUUCUGAAAAUACAGACUAUGGUAGAAUGUUUAGCCGUGGAGUCACAGACCAGCUCAAAAUGAAUUUUCUAGCUAUCACAAAGAAAGCAAAGGGCUUGACUAUCCAAGAACGUCAAAAAGAUACAAAUGCUAAAAGAAGGCCUUCAAAUCAAGAAGUCUUAAAAGAUGCACAACGAGUGAAUUUAAAGGCCAAUAAGAAUGUGUCUUGUGCUGACAACUCCAUCCCAAGCACAGGCAAAGCUCCCUGCAGUAGCAGUGGAACUAAAACCAAAGGGAAAGCUUCUUGUGGUGGUCUAAAUGAGGGCCUUCAACCCUCAGAACAAUUGCUGCAGAUCUACAGUGGUAGUUUGACUAGUAACAGAGAACUACAAAAUGGUGGUGUUGUCAGUAAACUAAAACUAGAUAAAGGUAACUUGGAAAGAACAGCAUCAACCACCUUUAAAUCAAAACCAGAGGAACAAGGUUCUUCUGGUGGAACAGUGCAUACGGAUUUAGAUGAAGAAGAUAAUGCAGAUGACAUUCCAAAUUCCCAGGAGCUGUUAUUUAUCACUGAGGAUUCUGAUCUAUAUCAAACCAAUGAGUUGGCUACUAAAAUAGAUAGCAAGCAAAAGCUCCAGGGCACAAACACACUGGCAAGUGAAGUCCCAAAACCAAAUGGCUCACAAACUCCAGUCGCUUCUACUGAUUUGGUGGAGAUCAAAGCAGAAAAGAACGUGGCUAAAAGAACUUUACAUGCACAGGGGAAGGGAUGCAGCUCAAAAUCAAAGUUCAAUGACAAACAGACAUUGGGGGUAAAGGAGGAAUUGCCAGGAGAUAAAGAAAAUCUCAUCAAAAAGGAGGACAAGAUGGAGACUUCUGCUUCAACUGGGAAAGAUAAAGACAAUAAAGCUCCCAAAUUACUGCACAACAUACAGGUUGAAAUGUUCCCUAACUACUCUGGAAAUAUGAAAUUGUUCUGUCGGUUCAGAGACAUCCAUGGGGACUCCACAAUCACUUGGACAAAGGAUUCAAAGCUGCUGGCUCGGAUGCACAGAAGCUCAAGUGAUGAGUCUCCUGUUUCACUCGCAAUAGUGCAAAUGAGUAAAAAAGACCAAGGGGCAUAUCUGUGCACUCUGAAGAAUGCCUAUGGAAAAGUAUCGUCUGAAUUUCUUCUGACAUCUGACGUGAUGGAGCAGCUGUCUCGCUAUCCAGAAGCUGAAGGCGGUGAGGAGAUUGAAUUCAACCAGCUCUUGUUCCGAGAGGACUUCAUCACCGACAUGUACUUUGGGGGCAACCUGCAUGGCAGAAUCGCUACUGAAGACUUGCACUUUGGGGAAGGAGUUCAUAGGAAGGCGUUCCGGAGUAAAGUCAUGUGCGGCUUAUUACCUGUCUUCAACCCUGGUCACCUGUGCGUUCUGAAAGUGCACAACGCUAUAGCGUAUGGGACGAAGAACAGCGAUGAACUUGUGCAAAGGAACUAUAAGCUUGCUGUGCAGGAAUGCUACGUGCAAAACACUGCUCGGGAAUAUGCUAAGAUCUAUGCGUCAGAGGCGGAACAGUUAGAAGAUUUUGGAAAAGUUCCAGAGAUAAUUCCGAUCUUCCUCAUCCAUCGUCCAGCAAACAAUAUCCCAUAUGCAACAGUGGAGGAGGAACUAAUAGGGGACUUUGUCAAGUAUUCCGUGAAGGACGGGAAGGAGAUCAAUGUCCUGAGAAAGGACUCAGAGGCCGGGCAGAAAUGCUGCACUUUCCAGCACUGGGUAUAUGAGAAGACCAAUGGAAAUUUACUGGUCACUGAUAUGCAGGGUGUUGGAAUGAAACUGACAGAUGUUGGCAUAGCAACAAUAUCUAAAGGGUACAAGGGAUUUAAAGGGAACUGUUCGGUAUCUUUCAUUGAUCAGUUCAAGGCCAUACACCAGUGCAACAAGUACUGUGAAAUUAUUGGAUUGAAGUCCCUGAAAGCCAACCCAGCGAAGUCAAAGAAACCAAGCCCUGCCAAGGAAAGGACUCAGCCCAGCACAGCGGGAGCCCGAAAAAGCAAAAAUGGGCCCAAGUCGAAGCAUAAAACGUAGUUCCUCUCUGUCACUAUUUUGAGAGGAAUGCGCUUUCCUAAUCAUAUUGAGUUACCCACGGAGAGGACAUUACUGGUUGCCUAGAAACAUGAGCAGCAGUUAGUUAAACCAGCAGAUGGACUGAUUCACAGCCGCUUAGUGUGGAACAUUUUGUAUUCCCUUUUCUGUACAGAAUAUUCAUAGUUUUCCUAAGGAAAUAGUAUAUAUAAUAGCGCAGGGAUAGCGCAGAAAACACGCCGCUCUCCAGCAUCAGCUGAUCUAAAAUUCCCAUCAUCCCUUUGACUGACAGGGGGGAUUGGAAGUUGUAGAUCAAUGUAUACUGGGGGACUACAGGCUGGAUAGCCAGAGUUGUUUAUGUUUAUGAUUGAUUUUCUUUUUUUAAUAACUUGCACAGCUCAUGUGUACAGCAAGUGGGGGGCCCAGAACAUUACACAAAGUUUCUACUAUAGCUUCAACCUUUUCUCCUGCACUCCACUUGCGGCACAAUUAAGUAUGGCUUCCCGUGCUUUGCCAUGGAAAAUAUUGUGAGAAAACAGGACUUUCUGGAUAAUUCGUUUCCAGAUUAUAGAUUACAUAUCUAACAGCAGGGGUGGAUGAAAUCUAAGUUUCAGUUCCAAAAAACCGACAGAACCUUGUGGGAAAAUAAGUGGAGUGUUGAUUGGAUCUGGAAUUGGAUCUGGGAUGUGUUGUGGUUCACACGGUCACCACCAUGUGAACCAGGAGUGGCCAAUUGUUUUUCUGUUCAUAAAUAUUGCAAUUUUGGCAAUUUUACUCAAAAUCACUUGUCUACCAGUGGGUGCUGGAGAAAAGGAAGAAAACUUUUUGUACUAAUUAAAUUGUAUUGCUUUAUAAAUGUGUUAAACCGGCUAAGGAUUCAUGCUCUUAAUUUAUUAACAAUUGAAAUGUAUUUAUUGGUUUUGUUUUUUGCACAUAUUUUAUUGCUCUAUUGAUAUCUGCCUGUCUCGCCAUCUCUUUCAUCUGUCUGUCUUUCAUCUAUCUGAUUUAUCAACUAAGCUACUGUAUGUAUCCACCUUCAUUAACAAGCUUACCUCUCUUAAAUCUGUCAUCUAUCUGUCAUCUAUCUAUUAACUAUCUAUCAUCUAUCUAUCUAUUAUCUAUCUAUCUAUU